This is a messenger RNA of Heterocephalus glaber (naked mole-rat), 939 nucleotides long. Its product is annotated as olfactory receptor 2L3. Gene Ontology annotation, molecular function: olfactory receptor activity; G protein-coupled receptor activity. The record is from RefSeq and is a predicted model, not a curated record. Gene Ontology annotation, biological process: G protein-coupled receptor signaling pathway. Lineage: Eukaryota; Metazoa; Chordata; Mammalia; Rodentia; Bathyergidae. Gene Ontology annotation, cellular component: membrane.
AUGGAAAAUUACAAUCAGACCUGUACCGACUUCAUCCUACUGGGUCUGUUCCCCCCAUCAAGCCUUGGAUUUUUCCUCUUCACUCUCAUCAUCCUCACCUUCCUAAUGGCCCUGGCUGGCAAUCUGUGCAUGGUCCUGCUCAUCCUGCUGAACACUCAGCUCCACACACCCAUGUACUUCCUGCUCAGCCAGCUCUCCUUCAUGGACCUCAUUUACAUCUGCACCACUGUCCCCAAGAUGGCUUCCAGUUUCUUCUUUGGAAACAAGUCCAUUUCCUUCAUUGGGUGUGGGGUUCAGAGUUUCUUCUUCGCAACUUUAGCAGGUUCAGAAGGACUGCUCCUGAUGUCUAUGUCCUAUGACCGUUACAUGGCUAUUUGCUUCCCUCUGCACUACUCCAUCCACAUGAACAGAAGAGUGUGUGUGCUGAUGAUCCUGGGGUCCUGGGCAAUGGGUGUUGUCAACUCCUGUGCUCACACAGUCUAUGUCCUCCGUAUGCCCUACUGCCAGUCCAGGGCCAUCAAUCAUUUCUUCUGUGAUAUCCCAGCCAUGUUGACUCUGGCCUGUGGGGACACCUGGGUCUAUGAGUACAUUGUGUUCUUCAGCACCAUCAUCUUUGUCCUAUUACCUUUCAUGGUCAUUGUGGGUUCCUAUGGGAAGGUGCUCCUUGCUGUGUACCACAUGCGCUCACGGGAAGGCAGGAAGAAGGCCUAUUCCACCUGUAGUGCCCACCUCACUGUGGUAACUUUCUACUAUGUACCCUUCGCUUACACUUAUCUCCGCCCAAAGUCAUUCCGGUCUCCAGCAGAGGACAAGGUGGUGGCUGUCUUCUACACCAUCCUCACCCCAGUACUUAACCCUGUGAUCUACAGCCUGAGGAACAAGGAGGUGGUGGGGGCCCUGAGAAGAGUGACCAGGAAGUUCUGCUUUACAACAGUCUAG